UGAUGAUCGUCCUUGGAAGGAAGUUGUUUGGAAAAUUUAUAAAUAUAUUUUCCGCCUGAAACGUACCCAUGUCCAAUGAAACCUGGUAUUCGGGUUAUCCGAGGUCCAGACUGGUGUCUAGGAGAGCAAGAUGGUGGCCCUGGUUACCUAGGAACCGUUGUUAACAUUUACCCAAAUAACAGUGUGCUUGUGAAAUGGGAUAUAGGAACGGAGACGAUCUGCAGGGCGGGACUGGACGGAGCCUUCGAUCUAAGGGUUUAUGAUAAUGCGCCAAUAGGAACACAUCAGAAUGGGUGGUGCUGUGAUGGUGAAUACUCGAAAAAAGAUGGUGGUGGGACUAUACGCGGCUUCAGAUGGAAAUGUUUAGUGUGUAAAUACACAGAUGUUUGCACUGAAUGCUAUAUGUCAGAUAAAAAAGUCUACCGGCAACAAUGUGCGGAUACAAAACAUCCUUUUGUGAGAUAUAUGACACCUCGGUCUUUGGUGGUCCGGGUGCCCCCUAGAAAACGGAGCAAGAAAAUCCCUCUAUAUGGAAUCUUUCCGGGUGCCGUGGUCACAAAGGUCGCGUCAUCGUCUUCGGAAAAUGACCUACUGGGCAUUGUUCAGGAAUUGAUAGAUCUUCCACCGGAUGCCUAUCGAAGCGCAGUUAAAGUGUGGGUACAGAAGGAAAGAGAUGAAGGUGAAACUCAUUUUCCAAUAUACAGAAUAGGGGCGGACGGGAAGGUAGAACUUAAGUUGAUAACACCUGCCAACAAUGGAACAGUAUAUAUUGAUCAUUUGCCAGUCUUGGAUCUGACCAUGCCGGUGGAUAUAGAGUUCAAUGUAGGGGACAGAGUUCGAGUUGAUCUUAACUUAGAUACAUACAAACAUUUAGUUUCUGAAUCUGGAGGCUGGAUAUCAGACCUUGAGAAGGUUUUAGGUGUGGAGGUGUGGAGGGCAUAGUGACGGUGGUCCAUGACACAAGCGAAAUACUUGUUUCUACUAGGCAUGAAUAUGUGGGUAUCACCGUUCAAGCCAUGUACAUGAACGUUUUAACAAAGAUAUACACUAUCUCGGCAGGGGAUACUGUGAGGAUAAUUCAGGACCAGAAUAAAAUGAAGGAGUUACAGUGGGACAUGGCGGAUGGCAGCAGGCAUUUGUUUCUAUUCUCGGAGCUACUGGGCAUGUUGUGCGAAUAGUUGAUUCUGAAGACGCCAUUGUGAAGGUAGCUGGGGAAUUGUUCGUUCUGAACCAAUCAUGUCUCAUCUUUAAACAACAUGGAGAGAAUGUAACGUCAGGGUCUUCGGAUGCAGAUUCUAGAAAACGUAGUUCUGAAGUCCCAGAAGCGAUUGCUGAAGAUCCGUACUACCUUAAUAUGUAUAGAACGGCAAUAGCUGAUGGAAAGGAAAUCGAUUCCCGAAUUCGAAUAAGUCAGGCUGGAAUUGCAGAAACUACAGACAAAAGCAUUGAUCGUCGACUAUAAAGCCAAAAUGCAUCUCUAGAAACUGAUAGAGCUGUGGAAGAUGGAACACCUCUUAGUGAAAAACAACUAAGUAGAAUAGCACAGGCAGUCGGGAAAAACUGGGAAUUUUUGGGAUAUGAACUAGGUAUUUCAAAGGUCGAAAUUGAACACAUUUUCAUGGAUAACUAUACAACUGCUCUGCGGAUUUAUCGCAUGCUUGUAUCGUGGACAAAACAUAACCAUUUGGCGACGCUUGAUCAUCUUCUUCGAGCGAUGCAGAAGUGCAAUACGGUCACCGUUGAUUGGGAUAAAAUUCGAAAUAUGAUAGAAGGAAUGGAUAUGCAACAACCAGAAGCAAGAAGCAAAAGUCGAGACGGUAGAGUAAACAUUCAUCGGGAUGAUAAUAAAGAUGAUACUGUGGUAGAGGCACGAGAACGACCCAACGACGAUGCAGGAGAUGAACCACAUAGCGACCGAUUCAUGUGUGAAUCGUGUGAGGAAGACAAACCUCGGUAUACAAUCAAACCAUGCGGCCAUUAUCUUUGUGCGGACUGCAUUCCUUGGCCAAAGCAAAAGAAGAAAUUGUGUGCCGCUUGUGCACAUGAAGCAUGUGAGGUGCUUGUAAUAUGAUAGUGUGUAAUGAAAUGCGUCAUUGAAGAUUUCCCUGAGCACCUUAUUGUAAAGAAACUAAAAGAGUAAAGUAAUUAAAGAGUCA
Mercenaria mercenaria is the source of this 2156-nucleotide messenger RNA. Its product is annotated as E3 ubiquitin-protein ligase mind-bomb-like. The record is from RefSeq and is a predicted model, not a curated record. Gene Ontology annotation, biological process: protein ubiquitination. Lineage: Eukaryota; Metazoa; Mollusca; Bivalvia; Venerida; Veneridae. Gene Ontology annotation, cellular component: cytoplasm. The coding region runs from base 76 to 942 and encodes 288 amino acids. The transcript has 13 exons. Gene Ontology annotation, molecular function: zinc ion binding; ubiquitin-protein transferase activity.